Cryptococcus amylolentus CBS 6039 is the source of this 1509-nucleotide messenger RNA. RefSeq lists its product as hypothetical. The coding region runs from base 1 to 1509 and encodes 502 amino acids. Gene Ontology annotation, molecular function: GDP-Man:Man(1)GlcNAc(2)-PP-Dol alpha-1,3-mannosyltransferase activity; alpha-1,3-mannosyltransferase activity. The record is from RefSeq and is a predicted model, not a curated record. The transcript has 6 exons. NCBI's taxonomy places the organism in Eukaryota, Fungi, Basidiomycota, Tremellomycetes, Tremellales, Cryptococcaceae.
AUGAGGAUCGCUUUCAUUCACCCAGACCUUGGCAUAGGUGGUGCUGAAAGGCUCGUCGUUGAUGCCGCUGUCUCCCUCCAGCGCCUCGGCCACGAGGUUGUCAUGUUCACUUCUCGCCAUGACCCUGCUCGAUGUUUCAUAGAAACCAAGGAUGGGACUUUGCCAGUACAUGUGCUCGGAUCUUCUCUUCCUCGCAUCCUGCAUCCCCGCUUCCCUUGUACUAUUCUGUUCUCAAUCCUCCGUUCCCUGUUCCUCGCAACCCUUCUCCUGACAUCUCUCCUGCUCCCUGAUCCCCCAUCCCCCUUCAAUCCGCUAUCUCCUCUCCCAAAAUUUGAUCUGUAUAUCGUCGACCAGCAAAGCGUGGCCAUUCCUCUACUGCGGUUUGUGAGCGGGAGCCGGGUGAUAUUCUAUUGUCACUUCCCCGAUAAGCUACUCAGUGGGGGGUGGGAUAUCAGGAUCGAUGACAAGGACUCCUAUGUGAGGCGACAAUCGGGAGUCGGGCUUCUGAAGCGCCUGUACAGAUGGCCUAUAGACAAACUUGAGCAAUGGACCACUGGUCAAGCUGAUGUGUUGGUAUCCAACUCUGAGUUUUCAUCUCGUGUAUUCCAGCUUGCCUUCCCAUCGUUAUCUCAGCAUCCACGCCGGGUUAUCUAUCCGUGUAUCGAUAUCGAAGCGUACCAAACAAAGAUUGAAGGGAAGGGACGAGCGGACGGAAGUGUUGAGUCAAUCGUAUCUGACCGGCCUACAAUAAUAUCCUUCAAUCGUUUCGAAGCAAAGAAAAACGUGGCCUUGGCUAUCAAAGCUUUCGCAGGCUUGCGUGACAGGGAAUUGGUGUCACCAAGCGAGUUUGCCGAUCUUCGGUUUGUAAUCGGGGGUGGUUACGACUCCGACGAGCAAGACAACCGUCAGACUCUUGCCAAUUUACAAUCUCUCUGCACUUCUCUUGGCAUCACCUACACGACCAUAACGAACCAGUCAGCGACUCAAGCGCCGAUUGAUCCCAAAGCGCAAGUUAUCUUCCUGCUCAACUUUACCAACGCCCAGCGCACCCAUCUUCUCACAUCCUCUUCCACCCUGUGCCUAUUGUACACCCCGGAAAAUGAGCACUUUGGUAUCGUCCCUAUCGAAGCAGCUGCAUGCGGAAUUCCUGUCCUAGCGUGCACAUCCGGAGGCCCCAUGGAGACCGUCGUAGACUUCUCCCGAUCCGAAAACGGGCAGGGCUCAGGUCUUCUCCGUCCUCCCGAUGCCGGAGAGUGGACGCAAGCUCUCUCCGAGCUCAUCCAUCUCCCGUCCUCCUCCCGCUAUUCCAUCUCCUCCUUCUCCCGCUAUCGCGCCCAACAAACGUUUUCUCUAGCCACUCUGGGAGGUGACUUGGAAGAGGCAUGUGAAGAUGCGUUGAAGAUGGGGGAUCUGCACAUGCAAAUAGGUGACAAGUUGAUUUGGGGAAGUCUGGGGCUGAUGGCGUUUGCGGUUGGAGGACUGGGGGUGAUCUGGGCGCUAGGCGGGUGA